Messenger RNA from Cherax quadricarinatus, 2889 nucleotides. NCBI's taxonomy places the organism in Eukaryota, Metazoa, Arthropoda, Malacostraca, Decapoda, Parastacidae. The record is from RefSeq and is a predicted model, not a curated record.
GUUAUCGUGGUUCUGGCAGAUUUGGUGUCGUGUGGUUGCAGUGUCGAAGAGCAGGUGGAAUGUUGCACAGUGUGGCCCUGAGUAUGGUGGGCAGACGGUCUGCUGGUCAUGGACCACUUGUGAGUAAGCACUGUGGACCAGUUGAACCACUGGUACGUACCUGUGGGACACUAGUGAACCGUUGUGGUGUUGCUGGGAUCCCAGAGGGCCGAGUUUCAGGCCAUUGUGGGCCACUAAACAGCCACUGUGACCCAGCUGGGCCACUAAACAGCCGUUGUGGCCCUGUUGGACCACUAGUUGAUAUGGUGUGCAUCCCUGGACCGGUCCACCGCACAUCCUGUACCCGCUGUUGCCAUCUCAGACGCAAACAAAGAAUUCUUGCUGUCUUAAGUGCCUCCACUGGACUGUCCCUUCUUCUGCUAGUCCUCCACUCUUCCUCCACUUCGUACGCCCUCCAGAGAGUCACUCCACUCGAAAACUCCAAGGACCUCCCAGAGAAGUCCCAAUACUUCCUUCGUGAGGUCAUAGAAACUCCAAAAAUCCCUAGAAACCCCACCAAACAGCCAAAUUUGAAACCCAGCACCUCUCUCAGUGACACAAAAUCUCAUAAAAACAGUGACUUUAACAGUGAUUAUUAUGUUAACGUCAACAGGGGUUACCGAAACGGGUUUAACGGGACACACGCCGUUAAACAGAAGGGGUUUUCGUUGAAAAGGGUCAAUGGGAGGUACAGGAUAGAGGAAUAUAAGAGAAAAGGGCGUUGGGAAGAGCGUCAAUUCUCUUUGCUCUCUACUGGCCGACGUAUUGAUCACUCUACAGGAAUUAACGCUGGUUGGAGCCUAGGUGAAACCUACCUAGGAAUUAACCCUGCUAGGAGCCUAGGAGGAGCCUAUCUACCUCCAGGAGAACACGAGGGCCAUUUAGAGGCCCCAGAAGGGCCACUACCUAGUCCAAGGGGUCACCAACCUCUCCUAUUACUGUACGACUAUUCACGACCAUCCUACUAUCCCUGGCGAACUACCAGAGACGAGUGUUCUAACUACGCCACCAGGUUCCUGGUAGGUGGUGGUUGCCCACUGAUACCACUGGUAUCCUUCCCUGGUUCAGGUAAUACCUGGCUCAGGUAUCUGGUUCAAACACUUACUGGUGUCUUUACUGGUUCAGUUUACCAUGAUGAAGUGUUGGCACUUAGUGGGUUCCUGGGAGAGAGGGACGGCUACAGACAGGGGACUACACUGCUACAGAAAACUCACAGCUACCCAUUGCUACCAGAAGUUCUACAAGAUGGAAUCUACAAGGGAGAGGAGUUCCGGUUCCUUCUACCUAAGGCGCCAAGGAAGGUGGUGAUCCUUGUGAGAAGUCCCUGGGAGUCCCUACUAGCCCUGAGACACUACCAUGCUGCUGGUCACACUGGCUUUGCUAGUUCUAGCUACUUCAGGGGUACUAACUGGAGGAACUUCACAGUAGAGAGAGCAGAGAUGUGGGUCAGCCUGAACACUGCUUGGUUAAGUGUACCCAACACUGAUGUACAUGUUCUACAUUAUGAGCAUCUCCAGCACGGGCUGGAACAAGAAGCGGUCCGGUUAAUGGAGUUUCUGGGUCUCCCACUUGAUUAUGGCAGGAUAGACUGUCUGGUCAGGUACCCUGAAGGGAGGUUCCGGCGCCCUAAAUACCCUAAGCACCUCCAGGGGUAUCGCUUUCCUGCCCGGGCCAUCCAAAUCCUGCAGGAUGGUAUGGAUAGUAUUAACACUAUCCUGGGUCGUGGAGGCCAUCCUGUCCUGCCAGUCCAGCUGUACGGCUUCACACCUCUACCUCUGACCUCUGGGGACAUGCCCGUGUCUCAUGGUGGUUAAUUGCGAGGGAUAUUGCUUGUGUUUUGUGGAGGUCAUAUAUAGAGGACAUGCCUGUGUCUUAUGGAGAUCAUAUAUAGAGGCCAUGCCUGUGUGUCAUGGAGGUUGUCUGCAGAGGACAUGCCUGUGUCUUAUGGACGUUGUCUAUAGAGGACAUGCCUGUGUCUUGUGGAGAUUGACUGUAAAGGACAUGCCCGUGUCUCAUGGAGGAUGAUUAUAAGGGACAUGCCCGUGUCUCAUGGAGAUUGGCUAUAAAUGGAUAUGCCCCUGCUUUAAGGAGCUAGACUACUCAAUUCCACUACAAUCCUCCACUACCAGACAUGGCGACUGAACCACUGAAAGCUGUCAGGCCUAUGCCAGGAGAACAUACACACACACCCGUACCCUCGCGUGUUCGAAUUCACAAGUUCCAACUUAAGGCAUCACAGAAACACAGGUGAAUCUCCUUCUGAAACCAGUGAUACAGGUGAAUCUACUUCUGAAACCAGUGACACAGGUGAAUCUACUUCUGAAACCAGUGAUACAGGUGAAUCUACUUCUGAAACCAGUGAUAUAGGUGAAUCUACUCCUGAAACCAGUGACACAGGUGAAUCUACUUCUGAAACCAGUGACACAGGUGAAUCUACUUCUGAAACCAGUGACACAGGUGAAUCUACUUCUCGAACCAGUGACACAGGUGAAUCUACUUCUGAAACCAGUGACACAGGUGAAUCUACUUCUGAAACCAGUGACACAGGUGAAUCUACUUCUGAAACCAGUGACACAGGUGAAUCUACUUCUGAAACCAGUGACACAGGUGAAUCUACUUCUGAAACCAGUGACACAGGUGAAUCUACUUCUGAAACCAGUGACACAGGUGAAUCUACUUCUGAAACCAGUGACUGUUGGUCAAGACUUGCAUCGCGCCAUCACUACCCACCAACACACGUCAGUAUCAUCACUGUCAUACUCAUUAUCAUCAUCAUUAUCAUUAUACUUGGUAACAAAUUUCUUCAGUGUACUUAAAUCAAAAUCAUCUUUCUAUUAACCCACACCUAAU